Sebastes umbrosus (honeycomb rockfish) is the source of this 1325-nucleotide messenger RNA. RefSeq names its product chloride channel, nucleotide-sensitive, 1A (gene clns1a). Gene Ontology annotation, biological process: chloride transport; spliceosomal snRNP assembly; cell volume homeostasis. The coding region runs from base 158 to 910 and encodes 250 amino acids. The transcript is spliced from 8 exons. Lineage: Eukaryota; Metazoa; Chordata; Actinopteri; Perciformes; Sebastidae. The record is from RefSeq and is a predicted model, not a curated record. Gene Ontology annotation, cellular component: plasma membrane; methylosome; spliceosomal complex.
UUUCAGCUGCAAAAAGCUCGACAGCGACCGUGAGGAGGAGUUCACAUCACUGCUUCAUCAACAGUCUGGUAACUGGUGUUGUUUGGAAGCUUCUGUGGCUCCAAACAGGUCACACAGCUUCUCGUCUUCUCAUCCAGCGGGUCAGCAGACGUUACCGAUGGUUCUCCUGAAAGACCUCCGUCCUCCCACCGAGGGAGUCCGGCAUGAACAAGCCGAGACCACCGCGGUGCUGGACGGCCUGAAGCUCGGCUGCGGGACGCUCUACGUCACCGAGACGCGCCUGUCAUGGUUCGACGGCUCGGGAAUGGGUUUCUGUCUGGAGUAUCCCACCAUCGGCCUGCACGCCAUCUCCAGAGAUGUCAGCGCUUACCCACAGGAGCACCUGUACGUCAUGGUCAACGGCAAACUCUCGGGCGACAAUGAGGCUGAAAUGGCAGAGAAAGCCGCUGAUGAUGAAGACGAAGACGCCAGCAAUGACAGCAGCGGUGAUGAUGAUGAUGAAGAGGGAGCGAUCACAGAGAUUCGGUUUGUUCCCAGCGACAAGGUGGCAUUGGACUCCAUGUUCUCAGCGAUGUGUGAGUGCCAGGCGCUGCACCCCGACCCAGAGGACGACGACUCCGACAACGACUUCGAAGGAGAGGAGUACGACGUAGAGGAGGCCGAAGCAGAGCACGGCCACGCUGACAUCCCGACCUUCUACACCUGUGAUGAGGGUCUGUCGGCGCUCACGCAGGAGGGCCAGGCCACACUGGAGAGGCUGGAGGGGAUGUUAGCCCAGUCCGUCGCUCAGCAGUACCACAUGGCCGGCGUCCGAACCGAAGAAACCAACCCCGAAUUUGAAGAUGGUAUGGAGGUGGAUGCAGCAGCGAUGGAGGCCGGUCAGUUUGAGGACGCAGACGUCGAGCACUGAUGGAAGUCAUCUCAGCGGCCAAUGAAAGCACCAGUGUUGCAUCAUGGGAUUGGAGGAGAGGACAGCAGCACUUGUUUAAAGACUCAAAGCUCUUACUCGUACUCUCUCUUGUCAAACAAAGCUUUUCCCAUGUAAGUCAUCUCACUAGUCUUUCGUAGCUUCCUACAAGUUCUCUUGUUGCAUUGUGUUGUUGUUUUUUCUGCUCACCUUCAUCUCUUCUAAUUUUGUCAUUUAAGUCAUAUGAAUAAAGUCAGCUACUGUAGACUAUUGAGAUGCAGUCCAAGAUCCUAUCGUUGACUGUAAAAACAAAAGUUUCUGUUUUGUACCUAACGAGCAAUUUAAUAUCUGAUUUUCCUGGUGCCGAAAAUUAAUGUCUUUGUAUGAAAUUGUCAAUAAAUGCAUAGUUUUUGUAUGA